Molecule: messenger RNA, 3606 nt
Organism: Babesia bovis T2Bo
Lineage: Eukaryota; Apicomplexa; Aconoidasida; Piroplasmida; Babesiidae
Product: structural maintenance of chromosome (RecF/RecN/SMC) N terminal domain family protein
Exons: 9
Coding region: 4-3603 (1199 amino acids)
Biological process (GO): mitotic sister chromatid cohesion
Cellular component (GO): chromosome
Molecular function (GO): double-stranded DNA binding; ATP binding; ATP hydrolysis activity
Source: RefSeq, a predicted model, not a curated record
CUAAUGUAUAUCAAGGAGGUAAACCUUUGUGGAUUCCGGACGUACCGGGAUCAGUGCUCAUUUCAAUUCAGCAAGGGCUACAAUGUAAUUGUUGGCCAAAAUGGCUCCGGCAAGAGCAACGUGCUGCUGGCUGUGAGCUUUGCCUUGGCGGAGAACCUGGAGCAAACGAAUCGGGAGUACUACCUCUACCGGGGUAUUGAGUCAUCCGAAGACGAGGAGUACACUGCGAAUGUGGAGGUUAUUUUUGACAUUUCCAGUGACUCCCGUGCGAGAUCCGUGGUUGACGACGAUGGUGAAUUGCGCUUGAAGCGUAUAUUCUCCCGUUCAAAGGAUUUGUACCUGGUUAACGGCCGCCAGAUGUCACGGAAGGACUACCGCCAGCUGCUAGAGAGUGUGAAUCUGAUCCCCUUUAGCAAGCAGAGUGCCUCCUAUCGCAAUGACCUGCAUUUCAUAGUGAAGCAGGGUGCAGUGGGCAAGUUGUGUAACCUGACCUCGGAGGAGCGUCUUUUGGCAUUUCGGGAUGUUAUUGGCCAUCGAUCUUUCGACUCUAAGAUCGAUGAGUCCCUGAAGCUGCUUCAGGACUACGAUGUGACUUCCAGCUCUGUAGACACCCAGUUAUCGCAGAUCGAGCGCAAGUUAGAGUCCCUAGCGAUACAACGGGAGGCAACCGAGGAGUGGUCGGUUUUGGACGCCGAGCGUCGCGUUUUAAAUGCGCGGCUGCUUCUUCAUAAAGUAGCUCAGCUGCGCGAAGAUCUACAAGCUAAAAUAUCAUUGGAAUUCAGCCAUACAGAGGCCAUUGGCACAUUGCAAACACGGAUUGAUUUACUGGGCAUGGACAUUAAAGAGGCGCGUAAUGCGCUGUCCAUUGUCGAGUCCAUGGACACCUCGAGGGUCACUGAAUCUGAGAUAUCCGGUUUAAGUGCUACUAUCGCAGAUGUGGAGUCUGAUAUAUCCUCUGUUCGAAAUGAGAUCAAUGUACUGGUCCACACCAAGGGCGAGCUUGAGCAUGAGAUGUCGUCUUUAACCCAGCACAUAGAUGAGAGUUCAGUGUCGCUAUCUGAUACCGAGCGUAAUUGCUCCGAUAUCAGUCAACGCAUCCAGGAGAUUGAAACUGAGUUGAGUGAGGUGUUGCACCGGCAACGGAACCCUGGUGAAAAAAUACAGGAUAUGAUAGAUCGCCUUGAACAUAAGAAGGUGGACGCCUACGCUAGUAUAAAGGAGAUUGACUCACAGCAGUUGGUGCUAUCCAACUCACUCACACGAUGUAACCUUGAUUUAGAACGGGUACAGGCUGAAUUGAGACAGCUUGAUGCCUUGUACAUAUCUAAAUCUGAGACUGUCCAGCAAUGCAGCGAGGAGCUUGAAGUGCUAGUGGAGCAGCGCCGUGUCAAGCAGCAUGAGCUAUCCGUUAAUAACAUGAAGCUAUCUACACUUCGGGUGCAGUACGGUGACGCCGAGAAGAGCUUCAGCAAGGUUGCGCUGUCCCAUAAUAGUACCUUGUCCAUGGUGAAGGACUGGUUGGCAAGUGAUAGUUCCGCUGCGCAUCGCAGUGAUUACGUAGGUUUCCUACUUGACUUAUUGACCAUACCCGAUGCUUUUAGGGUUGCCAUUGAGCAGACCCUUGGCACCAAGUUGUUCACUAUCAUAGUCCGCACAAUGGCUUGUGCAAGGUCACUUAUGAGUUACGUGGAGGGUGCCGGCACUCACUAUGGCAAUAUCCGCAUUGUGCCCCUUGAUAUGUUGGCGGCAACUGGUACUGACCGUGGUAAGGCAUCUGGUAUAGACCUAAAUCGUGAUGAGGCAAUGCCGCUUAUAGAGUGUGUCCGUUAUGAUGACUUGAUCCAACCAGCUUUACGUUCACUGCUGGGUAGUUUCUGCUUGGUUGAAAACGCCGAGGUUGCAGGGCGCAUACUGCCCAUGCAGGUUAAUUGUGUAACCCCCGAUGGCCAGGUGUUCUAUCACCGGGGGUCGGUUUCAGGCGGGUACAUAGAUUUGACUGAGUCGGUAUUAAGCCUGUAUUCCACUAUGAAAUCACGGGACUCGGAGCUACGGAAGCUGUGUGAGUACGUUACAACCCUGACUACUGAGCUUGCGUCAUUAGAUACGCAACAGGCGGCACUCAGCCAGAAGCACAAUGCUGCUAAGGCAGCACGGCAAGAUGUGCAGGCCAAGCUGCGUCAAAUGCAGAUUACCGCCCAGCAUUUGAAGAGUCAGGAGGAGGUUAUCCGCCAGAAGUUGUCUGACAAUACCAAGGAGCGGCUGUUGCAGCAGAUAAAAUCAUGGGACGAGCAGAUUGCGGUAUUCGAGAGGUCCCUGACUCCAUCACCAGCUGAGGUUGCUGCGUUGGCGGAACGCCAGGCUGUUCUAGAAUCUGAUUUAUCUCGUUUACGUGGUGAGAAGCUUGGCUAUGAAGCGAGGUUCCAUGGAUUAAAAGAUAGUAUAUCGGAGCUAUGUAACAAGCGCAAUACCGUAGCCAAGCGGAUAAUCACUACAAUGCAGAUGUUGGAGGAGUAUGAAAACCAUGUGGCAGAAUUAGGUUCGAAGUUAAAGCAACUUCGUCAAAACCGUGAUUCCAUGGACACCGAGCUUGUGGAAUCGUAUCAAGAGCUCGAUAGCAUACGUCAGCGCCGUGAUGAGUUAUGCUCCCGUCUACACCAGCUGGACACCGAGCUUGUCUCGAAGAAGGCUGAUUUAUCUGAUGUUACAUCACGGCUACAUGAAACUACCCAGGCGGUGUCUACUCUAAGGGUAUCGCUGAAGGACUCUGAAGAGGAGCUGUCUAAGGUGGACCCAGCGGUUAUACGCGAGGCGGAGUCGGUGCCUAUCAAGGAUAAGGAGCAUGUCAUAUCUAGGCUCUCUGAGCUCAACAAGCGUUGCGCCAAGUUUGAUUUAUCCAGUCACGGCGCCGAGGAUGAGUACGCUGCACUGCGUGCUGAAUUUACUGGCCUGAAGGACCGUCAAGAGCGCAUGACGCGCUCUCACGCGGCGAUACUAAAGUCUAUACAAGCGCUAAAGAGCCAGAAGGACGCUAACCUGGUCCAGAUGCUAUCGCAGCUGAAUCAAAAGCUUUCCGCAACCUUUGCGGAACUGGUUACCGGCGGUCGUUUACAAGCGGUUCUGAUACGGCGUGAUGCGUCCGUUGGCGACAUUUCGUCAAGCGUGGCUGUUUGCUUGCCCGAAUGCUUUGUGGACAGCCCUGAUGAGGAGACUUUUACCGGCUUGGAUCUACAAGUGUCAUUUAGCCCCGAUGCCGAGCGUAUGCAGCUAUACCAGUUGUCCGGUGGACAAAAGACACUAGUGUCCCUGGCGUUCAUCCUGGCUGCUCAGCGCUUACAUACGGCGCCAUUCUAUCUACUGGAUGAGAUUGACGCUGCCCUGGAUGAUAACUAUCGCCUCAACGUAUCUCAGCUACUAUCACGUCAGUGCAAUGAGGGUUCACAGUGUAUCCUAACUACGUUCCGUCCCGAGCUUUUGCGACCCGGGGAGGUGUUUUACGAGGUAUGCAAUUCGGGUGGUACCAGUACCGCUCGCCGCGUGUCUAUGAGGGAAGCUAUAUCGGUAAUCAACAAGUGCCCCUUGGCCUUGACUAACGGCCGGUCGUAGUUA